Molecule: messenger RNA, 2435 nt
Organism: Leptinotarsa decemlineata (Colorado potato beetle)
Lineage: Eukaryota; Metazoa; Arthropoda; Insecta; Coleoptera; Chrysomelidae
Gene: ort
Product: histamine-gated chloride channel
Biological process (GO): monoatomic ion transmembrane transport
Cellular component (GO): membrane
Molecular function (GO): transmembrane signaling receptor activity; extracellular ligand-gated monoatomic ion channel activity
Source: RefSeq, a predicted model, not a curated record
UUUCUUGUGCGAAUUGUUCUCGUCGUUAGGCCGUUGUGAUGUUCGAAAAAGUUUUUGACGUGGAUAUGAGAGUCACACUCGAAAAAUCUCAAGUAUGAUAUUCGAAAAAUGGAAAACUUGAACUUCGUGACUGUUCUGCUGUUUCUCAUCUUCCAGGAAUGCAGUGAAGCUGAUAUAUCCUUAUGUCCCCUGGACUUCUACCACGAAAAAAAUACUGAGAAAGUAGAACAGGAUAGAGAAGAGCUAGCGACCGGCUUGACGAUUCGCGACAUUCUACCCAUAGACCCGAGUAAAUAUGACAAAAUGAGGCCUCCCAAGAGGGACGGAAAUCCCACUAUUGUUCAUUUCCACGUCACCGUGAUGGGACUGGAUAGUAUUGACGAGAAUUCCAUGACGUAUGCGGCAGAUAUUUUCUUCGCCCAAACCUGGAAGGAUCAUCGUUUGAGGCUACCAGAAAAUAUGAGCACUGAGUAUAGGCUUCUGGAGGUGGAAUGGUUGAAGAACAUGUGGAGACCUGAUUCGUUUUUCAAAAACGCCAAAUCCGUGACUUUCCAGACGAUGACUAUUCCAAAUCAUUAUAUGUGGCUGUAUAAGGACAAGACUAUCUUAUAUAUGGUUAAGUUGACAUUGCGCCUUUCAUGUGCUAUGAAUUUCAUGAUAUAUCCCCAUGACACUCAAGAAUGCAAGCUUCAAAUGGAAAGCUUAUCUCAUACAACGGACGAUAUGAUUUUCGAAUGGGAUCCAGAUGUCCCUCUGGUGGUUGACGAAAACAUCGAACUACCCCAGUUAGCUUUGGUGAAAAAUAACACUGCUGACUGCACACAAGUGUAUUCGACUGGAAACUUUACGUGUUUAGAAGUAGUUUUUGUACUGAAGAGGAGAUUGGGAUAUUAUUUGUUCCAUACCUAUAUUCCUACUUGUCUUAUAGUCAUCAUGUCGUGGGUUUCCUUUUGGAUAAAGCCAGAAGCAGCUCCUGCCCGUGUCACUUUAGGGGUCACAUCUCUGCUCACACUCUCAACACAGCAUGCAAAAAGUCAAGCAGCGUUACCACCCGUUUCAUAUUUGAAAGCAGUUGAUGCCUUCAUGUCAGUGUGCACUGUAUUCGUCUUCAUGGCUCUAAUGGAAUACUGCCUAGUGAACAUCGUACUUGGCGACUCUGACGCUCCGAAACCACCCCCUAAGAAAACGAAUCCACCUCCCAACAAUGUCUUCGAGAUGGUCUCCAAAGAUAAUUCUUUGCUGCUUGCCGCCCCCAAGUCAGCACAACCACCUGCUAACUCAGCACACAAACAAAGGACGAGAGCCAUCAAUAUUGAUCGGUUUUCCAGAGUCUUCUUUCCUUUGCUGUUUACUAUUUUGAACUGUACCUACUGGAUACUUUUUGCAGAAUACAUAUAAGUGAUUUUGAAGUGAGAAUGGGCAGUUUGGAUCUAAUGACCAUUAUUGUUUCGCAACUAGAAUAUUUUUCUCUAUUCAAUUCAGCCGUUGGAGUUCAGGAAGUAAUUUUUAACGAAGCUGAUGAUAUAAUCGGGAAGCUAACGGUUGAGGCGUUUUUUAUUCGAAUAUAAAAAUAUUAUUUGCUCUUCUAUAAAUCAUUUUGAUUCCCUCAACCAAAACAACUUACUUACAAACAUACCGAAGAUUUUUGAAAGUGGUCAAGUGGUCUAAAGGGGUGAUCUUGCAGGACACCUGACAGAACCAUGUGUUCCACUCCAUGAAAAUCUCCCGUCAAGUCAAAAAGUGCCGCUUUGUGAGGAUUUCGUAUUAUUAUAAAGAAGAAUAGGAGGUGUACCAUAAGUCUGUGUCACCCGGUAUAGUGAUGGAGUACCUAUUUUAUUCUGAUGUUUUUUGAUACAGUAACGUUUACUUAUAUUGUGAUUCCUAUAUGAUAUUGAUUUGUUCAUAUAACAUUGUGACAUUUUAUUCUUCAGUUGUUGAGCAUUAUUAUGAUGUUGUAAAUAAGGUGAUAUAUUUUGUUGAAUUCUGUCAUAAUAAUUCAAGUAUGGUAUGCAUUAUAACAAUUUUGAUUCGGACAAAUCACAUAUAGGCUUUGAUAGCCUUCUGGUAUUAUACAUAAAUCGUUACAAUUCAAAAAUGAAAAUAAUUCAGAGAACCUCCAUAAAACGGUUAUGCAAUCUUUGUUUAUUCAGCAACAUGUUCAAAUUUAUUUGUCGUUUUCCUGUGAACGGGUUACCAUGAGCUGAAUUUGUAACCAAGCGAAGGGAAACUAUGAAAUAUAAAUACUGACUGAAGAUGAACAGUACUGACUUUUUCAAGGAUCAACGCGAUCUUGAUAGGUUAUAUUUUCUCCAGACUGCUCAUUUUUUUGUUCAAGUUUUCGAAGUAGAUUUAUCAAUGAGGCAAUAGGUUAAAAAAUACUUGAAAAUGUAAAGAUUCAGUGAUUUGUUAUAAAUAAAGGUCAAUGAAAAUGUCAA